Molecule: messenger RNA, 2342 nt
Organism: Myotis davidii
Lineage: Eukaryota; Metazoa; Chordata; Mammalia; Chiroptera; Vespertilionidae
Gene: CABLES1
Product: Cdk5 and Abl enzyme substrate 1
Exons: 9
Coding region: 133-1053 (306 amino acids)
Biological process (GO): nervous system development; regulation of cell cycle
Cellular component (GO): cytosol
Source: RefSeq, a predicted model, not a curated record
CGGCUCCUCUCCCAGAGGGCCUCGCUGGAGACGCUGGAAGACAUUGAGGAGAACGCCCCCCUGCGGAGAUGUCGAACUCUCUCGGGUUCGCCCAGACCAAAGACCUUUAAGAAGAUCCAUUUCAUCAAGAACAUGCGGCAGCACGACACGAGGAACGGCAGAAUCGUCCUCCUCAGUGGCAGGCGAUCCUUCUGCAGCGUGUUCUCAGUGCUGCCGUAUCGGGACAGCGCCCAGGCCGGGGACUUGAAGUCGGACGGAGGGAGACAGUCAGCAGGUGCCGUGAGCCUGAAAGAGGUCAUUGGCCUGGAAGGCGUGGAGCUGGGCGCUGACGGGAAGACGGUGUCGUACACCCAGUUCCUGUGGCCCACAAACGCCUUGGGAGCCCGGAGGGGCACCAUCGACUCCACCUCCUCCUUCUCCCACUUCCGCACCCUGAGCCACCGCAGCCUCUCCAUAGGGCGGGCCAGCAGCACCCAGGGGAGCCUCGACACAGGCAGCGACCUGGGAGACUUUGUGGACUACGACCCGAACCUCCUGGACGACCCCCAGUGGCCUUGUGGGAAGCACAAGCGGGUCCUCAUCUUCCCUUCGUACAUGACCACAGUGAUCGCCUACGUGAAGCCCUCAGACCUCAAGAAGGACAUGAAUGAGACCUUCAGGGAGAAGUUCCCUCACAUCAAGUUAACGCUCAGCAAAAUCAGGAGCCUGAAGCGCGAGAUGCGGAAGCUGGCGCAGGAGGACUGCGGCUUCGAGGAGCCCACGGUGGCCAUGGCCUUCGUCUACUUCGAGAAGCUCGCCCUCAAGGGGAAGCUGAACAAGCAGAACCGGAAGCUCUGCGCUGGAGCCUGCGUGCUGCUGGCGGCCAAGAUCGGCAGCGACCUCAGGAAGCAUGAGGUCAAGCACCUGAUUGAUAAACUGGAAGAGAAGUUCCGGCUGAACAGACGAGAGUUGAUCGCCUUCGAGUUCCCAGUGUUGGUGGCCUUGGAAUUUGCCCUUCACCUGCCGGAGCACGAGGUCAUGCCCCAUUACAGACGCCUGGUCCAGAGCUCCUAGCACAGGCCUGGGGUUGGGGAGCCCUGACACACACUUCCUGGUCUGGGGGAGGGGAGGGCGGCUCCUAGCACAGGCCCGGAGCACUGCUGCUGGAGACUCAUUCCCGAGCAGAGCUCAGCUCACGGGACUCUCCUCCCAACGGGCUUGUGCAGAGGCUGUGCCGGGGACCUUUCCAGGAGCCUGGUCUGCUGGCUGAGAGCCCCUGGGAGCUGUGACUACCCUCCGGGGGAGGGGAGGCCUGGGUGGAAGACACAGUGGCCCUCCGGGCUCUCCACCAGCAAGAGUUCUUCCCCCCGCCCCCAAGUCCUCCUCCUGGGCACACAGACCUGCCGGCCGGUCCAGAGCUCUACAGACCCACGCCACGUCUGAGCGUCAAGCCAGAGCAGAGCAGGGAUGACAGCGUGGACAUGUGGAGGAAAGCUUUACAAAGACGCUCUUGCGGUGUCAGAAGAGGGUACCAGUAGGUCUCUGUACCAGUUGUUGGAGGGCACUGUCCCUGAGGGCGUGUGCCUGCGUGAGUGUCAGUGUGUCUGAGAGAUGCUGCCUCAGCCCUGAGCCCCAGCCAGCCUUGACCCCUUAGCACAGACCUCGCCUGGGGGCCGCUCGCCUGGGGACUCCUCGCCUGGGAACCCCUCGCCCAGGGUCAUGAGCCAGGCUGGCCUUCACGGUGAUUUCUGGAGAACCUCUGAGUAGCCAUUGCUCUCUCAGUACCAGGUGGUCUGACAGCUGUGCCCCCAGAUAAAGACCUGGUUUCUGUCGCCUCCACCCCCCCACAGGACAAAAGCCAGUCCUCCUGUUGGAGUGUCCCGCAAGACGGGUCAUGUUGGGGGUCCCGCGGGAAGGGUGCUGGCGGCUUCGCACCUUCCUGCAUCCGACCUCUGUGCAGGUGUUUACCCCGCCCUUGCCGAUGGGGCCGGCGGGGAGCGCUCCGCAGUGGGCUCAGUGCUCUAUGUUAGAGUGCACGCUAGGCACUUUGUUGUGCUGUAUGUACAUACGUAACCGUGUUUUAUAAAAUCAGAACAAGGUUAAGACAUGGUUCAUACCAGAGGCUUUUAGCCCCUGGCACCAGCUGCCUCGGGCUGAGCCUGUGCCCGUUGGAGAGGCGGCGAGCUCACCCCUGCGUGCGGGCUGUGCUGAUGGCUGGGACUACCUGUACGUGACCAACCUGCAUUCACCGCCUGUAGUCACCACGUCUUCACCUUAAAGCCCAAGACAAGCGCCCACCGAGGUCCGCCCAACGGGAAGGCCUAUGGCCGUGUAAAGAAAAUUAAAGUAUUUUAUUGUUUCUA